CUCCUCCCCCGACGACUGUAUUCUUCCGUUAUCAUUGUUGCUCGUUCGCUGAAACGCGUGCACCGAAUACGUGCAAACGUUAAAAAAUAUCGCCAGCAGCCGAUGGCCCCGACGCUCCCAUUCGUUUCGGUGCGGGAACAAUGGGUCGGUAGAACAAUGAGCAAAGUCGCGGCUGUUCUUCGAACGUUCAAAGCGACGCGAAAACGUUUUGGCGCAUCUAAUAUUCGUACGCUACCGUAGACGUCAUUCGUUUACUUUUGCAAAACUCUACUUCCUACUGCGUCAGUCGAGAUAAAGUCUCGAUAACUCGCGGGAUAUCCGUGGCACGAUAGCAGCCGUCGAUCGGUACCCGACCUUUCUCGCCCGCGAACGAUAAAUCCGGUUACAGAAUAAUGGUCAAUCUUGGCCGCGCGAUAAGCGUUUAAUUAAACGCGCUUCAUUAGCCGCUAGUUCGCCGCGAAACUUGCGACGUCGACGUUCGCGUUUCACGACCAGCCUCGAAUUCACCGUCUAUCGACGAUCGUUUCGUAAUCUCGGGAUCAAGUGUGACUAAGUGUUUUCAAUUAAGGUGUUACGUCACCCCAGUUUUUGUUGUCUUCGAUAAUUUAAUUAAUAGUCAACGUAUCAGUAAACUCCUAACGUUCACCGGAUAAACAAGGUGCAGCGGGGACCUAAAAUGUGCAAGCCAGCCAGGAAGAAACGCUCUUAACGUCGAAUCGGACGAGAACCGACGUGCGUGCUGAUCGACGCGGACAAAUCGGCGCCAGGAAGAUGACGAAAAGGUUCGAGUUCAAUUGGCAGAUCGAGGUACCGGUAGCGCUCCGUCAUGGAUGCACUUUCGAUCGGUGGGCAGAGGAGAAGGACAACACGGAACUCGAGCCGAGUUGCAUGUUCAAGGUCGACGAAUAUGCCUUCUUCAUCUACUGGCAGAGCGAGGGAAAGGAGGGAGACGUGAUAGAGCUGUGUCAAGUGAGCGACAUACGCGCCGGUGGAUUGCCCAAGGAUCCGAAGUUGUACGAUAAGCUCUUGACAAAGCACGGUGAGCAAUUGGAGGAGAAAAGUUUGACCAUCUGCUCCGGCGUAGAUUACACCAAUAUCAAUUACCAACAUGUCGUUUGUCCGGAUCCAGCGACGGCCAAGGUAUGGCUGGAUGGCGUACGAUCGAUUACGCACAACGUGAAAGCCAACAACGUUUGCCCGCUUACGUGCUUGAAGAAACAUUGGAUGAGGCUCAGAAUGCUGGUCGAUCCGAUUGGAAAAGUUCCGGUGAAAGUGGUCGCGAGGACUUUCGCGUCCGGGAAAACGGAAAAGCUCGUCUAUCAGUGCCUCGCCGAUUUAGGCCUACCUAGCGGAAAGAACGACGUGAUCGAGCCGGACGAUUUCACCUUCGACACCUUCUACGCGCUCUACCACAAGAUCUGCCCGAGGAACGACAUAGAGGAACUGUUUCAAUCCAUCACCCAGGGUAAAGCCGACACGAUCAAUAUGGAUCAAUUGGUUACGUUUCUGAACGAGAAACAACGCGAUCCGACUUUGAACGAGAUCCUCUAUCCCCUGUACGACGAGAAGAGAGCGAUGGAAAUCAUAAAGGAUUACGAGCAAAACGAGACCGCACGAAAUCAAAAAACGAUGACGAAGGACGGUUUCAUAAGGUACCUGAUCUCCGACGAGAACGCGCCGGUUUUCCUGGACAGGCUGGACGUUUACAUGGACAUGGACCAGCCUCUGGCGCAUUAUUACAUCAACUCGAGUCACAACACGUAUUUGAGCGGUCGUCAAUUCGGGGGGAAAAGCAGCGUCGAAAUGUAUAGACAGGUGUUGCUCGCUGGUUGUAGGUGCAUCGAAUUGGACUGUUGGGACGGGAAAGGCGAGGACGAGGAGCCGAUAAUCACGCACGGGAAAGCCAUGUGCACGGACAUUCUCUUCAAAGACGUGAUCUACGCAGUGAGAGACACUGCUUUCGUUACUUCCGAGUUCCCCGUUAUACUCAGCUUCGAGAACCACUGCGGCAAAAAGCAGCAAUACAAGCUGGCGAAGUAUUGCGACGAAAUUUUGGGUGACCUGCUGCUGAAAGAACCUCUCAAAGAGUAUCCCCUGGAACCCGGGGUGCCUCUGCCGCCGCCCAGCGCUCUCAAGCGUAAAAUCCUGAUCAAGAACAAACGUUUGAAGCCGGAGGUCGAGAAGCAUGAAUUGGAGCUGUUUAGACAAGGUCAGUUCGUAAUCGAGGACGAGGUCAAAGAAGACGCCAGCGCGCUGCCAGUGGUGGCAUCGGUCGUUGAACAGCAAUCGGUAAAGGAGGAAGUUUCGACCGCGGAAUCGGUCGCGUCGUCGACGACCGGUACGCAACCGCCAUCUGUCUCCAGCGCCGGUCUUGGCGACAGUUUGGAAUUGGCAGUGGUUCAACCGUACACCGGAAGCACGACGAACGUGCACCCGUUGCUAUCGUCCAUGGUUAACUAUGCUCAACCCAUCAAGUUCGUGGGCUUCGAUAUCGCCGAACGUAAGAGCACAGAUAAAUCCUUUAGGUUCAAUCCUUUUUACGAUGCCCCUUCGACGACCCUCGCGAGGGAAAAGACGGGAAGGCAAUGUACUCCUUUGUCUGUUCGUACAGAGAAAAAUAUUCAUCACAACAUGUCUUCCUUCGCGGAGAACACCGGCCUGAACUACCUGAAGACGCAAGCCAUCGAGUUCGUCAAUUACAACAAGCGACAAAUGAGUCGAAUUUACCCGAAAGGCACGCGGGCCGACUCGUCGAAUUAUAUGCCACAAGUCUUCUGGAACGCUGGCUGCCAAAUGGUGUCGCUGAAUUUCCAAACCGCGGACCUGCCUAUGCAACUGAACCAAGGGAAGUUCGAGUACAACGGCUCGUCGGGCUACCUUCUGAAGCCGGACUUCAUGAGACGAGCCGACAGGAGCUUCGAUCCUUUCGCGGAGAGUCCCGUGGACGGCGUGAUCGCCACCCAGUGCAGCGUCAAGGUGAUAGCUGGACAGUUCUUGUCCGACAAGAAAGUCGGGACGUACGUGGAGGUGGAGAUGUACGGUCUACCCACGGACACCAUUCGCAAAGAGUUUCGAACCAGAGUCGUCCCGGCGAACGGCCUGAAUCCCGUUUACAAUGAAGAACCCUUCCUGUUUCGAAAAGUGGUCCUGCCGGACCUGGCUGCGUUAAGGUUCGCCGUUUACGACGAGUCCAACGGGAAACUUUUAGGCCAGAGAAUAGUCCCUCUCGACGGUCUACAGUCAGGGUACAGGCACAUAUCUCUGAGAACGGAGGCGAAUUUCCCCAUGUCUCUGCCUAUGCUCUUCUGCAACAUCGAGAUCAAGAUCUACGUGCCGGACGGCUACGAAGGACUUAUGGACGCUCUUACGGCACCGCGGGCCUACAAGAAACCGGAGAACAUGUCGCAGAAUAAAAUGCGCGGCCUCGGGAUCGAGGAGAACGACAACAGGGGCAGCGACUCCGCUCCUUCUCAUCAUCGCGAGCCACCCAAACCCAGGGAGGAGAUGAAGUUCGACCCGAUUACGGUGGAGGUGUUGCGACAAGAGAAGGGUUACCAGAAAGUGCUGAGAAAGCAGCAGAAGGACUUGGAGUCGUUGAAGAAGAGACAGCAAAAAGAGAAACUAACCGUCCAGAAGCAACACUGCGUUGCGAUAGAGAAGAUUAUCAAAGGGAAAAACAAAGCGGAGCUCUCGAGGGACCCGACCGUUCGCAGAGCAGUUUCCGACCAGACCGUACAGUGGUCCCGUCUGGCCGACAGGCAGCGUCGCGAGGAACGCGACCUGGUUCGUUCCCACCUGGAGGAGCGACGGAACACCUUGUGCAAGCUGUGCGUGACCGCUCAGGUGUCGCAGCAGAAGCAGCUCGGGGCGCGUCACGAGCGCGAGAUCAAGGAAAUGAACGCGAGACAGGCGAGGCUCUCGGUGGAGAGCAUGAGGGAGGUGAUGAACGACAAAACGUUGAAGACCAGGGGCAUCAAGGAGGGCAGACUCAGGGAGAAGCAACAGAACAACACGAAGAAGUUUAUGGAGGAGAGGAAGAUCGCGCAGAUCAUACAGAACAGGGAGAAGGAGAAGCUGAAAGUAAUACACGAGAAGCAACUGGAGGAAUUGCAGAAGGACAUGAACGCGAUCAUGGACAUGUACAAAAACGAGGAGAUGGAGUACGAACUGGGCCCUAAGACCGAAUUUUACGUGUGAUGGCCGUCGCGGUGCGUCGUAUUCGUACCUCUGCGUCCGGGACGGUUACAGGGGAACUGAGGUGCUGCGUUCAGAGAAUCCGCUAUAAACGUUAAUUACAAUUGGAAUUGGGAACAAGCCUCGUUAGCUGUCGUUCUCCGAUCCGCCGACGUUUUCGCCCUAGCGCGAUCACGUCAGCGUCGCGAGAACCGGAAGCAACAAAACAAACUCCGCGUUAAUCGUAAUUCUAGUUCAUUCUCCUGGAUAUUUUUUUAUAAAAAAGAAAGCAUCUUGUAACUCUCCAUACUCUCCGUCGUCGCACGAGCAAGUACCUAGACUAAAUAAGGGAGUCAAUAAAAACUAAAGUGAUCUAGUCAAGUUCUUAUAUUAAUGAUAAGUAUAUAUUUAUUAUACGCGCUGGUACGUUCGGUUGAAGCGUGCGCGCUGCAAUUGCGUCUCAACGGUGUCCAGAGAUCAUUUAUUCGUUUUCAGAAUCGCAUUCUGCAUGAAAUGGUGCACAGCCAUAUUUUUCUCUAGGUUCUCUAGAGAACAGACCUUUUUAUUUCAAGUAAUGAGCUAAUUUUAUUAAAACAAUAAGAUAUUUCAACCUGGUACCAUUUGAAUCCGCUUUCAACGAGCUCGCGAAAGUCGAGGGACAGUUUUUCUGUGUUCUCCAGUUUGAGAAACGAUUGCAUGUGCAGGCUGUAGCCGUUCGUACCGCGUACACGAGAAGCGGAUCGCGCGGAGUCAGCGUGCCGCGUGAUUCGUCGAUUUAAAUAUUUUUCGAUUGUUAACGCUAUUAUCGAAUUCUAUCGUACCGCGUGCGUGAGCGAGAGAGCGACUGUGCGAGCACGUGUGUUUCAUUGCCUAACGCCGAAAGGGAUUUGCCGUCAACGUGACGAUUCCUUCGCUAUAAUUGUACUCCGAACAAUGCUUGUUACGGUCCGGAAGCAGUCGAUAGAUGACGCGUGCACGGCCAUAGCCGUGCAUGUGUUGCCGGACGCGAUUAGAGUAUUAGUGUCCCGCGAUCUUCAGUCACGAUCGAGCAGGUACUCGUUUCGGGAAUCCUUUUUUUCCCUCCUCGGAAGAGUACACUCGCACGAAUGGUCCAAAGUCGUAACGUCGCGAGCCAAAAUAGCAUUGUACAUAAAACCGAACUAAAGGAGAGCCUAGCAUAAUAAUUACCACGUCGUUGUUUUCAUUCUAAUAAUGUUAUUUACACAAAUGAUUAUAUUAACCUAUAUUAUAUAUAUAUUGGAUAUAAAGGAGUAAGGAGAAAUAAAGAGAUUG
This is a messenger RNA of Colletes gigas, 5466 nucleotides long. RefSeq names its product 1-phosphatidylinositol 4,5-bisphosphate phosphodiesterase-like. The record is from RefSeq and is a predicted model, not a curated record. The coding region runs from base 772 to 4197 and encodes 1141 amino acids. Gene Ontology annotation, biological process: phosphatidylinositol-mediated signaling; lipid metabolic process. Gene Ontology annotation, molecular function: phosphatidylinositol-4,5-bisphosphate phospholipase C activity; calcium ion binding. Lineage: Eukaryota; Metazoa; Arthropoda; Insecta; Hymenoptera; Colletidae. The transcript is spliced from 19 exons.